AUGCCACUAACUACAAGAACCACCACUACAAAAACAGCUGAAAAACCUACAACUACAUCCCCACUAAUAACAACUCCAUUAACUAUAACAGAGACAACUGUAACCCCAUCAAUACCAACAACCAUAAUUGUACCUAAUACUGAUUGCAAGGAUCUGAUUAAAAACCACACUUGGCCAGAUGGUUAUCAAUGGACAGAGGACUGCUUCAAUAAAGCUUGCAUAAAUGGUGUUAUUGAGUUGACACCUGUGAGAUGUCAAAUGCCAGAAAAACCUGUGUGCCCAAGAGGAAUGACACAACUGGUAAAAGAUGAGCAGGGCUGUUGUGAAACCUGGCAGUGUGACUGUCAAUGUGAUAUCUUUGGAGACCCACACUACAAUUCCUUUGCUGGACAAAACUUUGUGUUCCUGGAAAACUGUACAUAUAUUCUGGUGGAGGAAAGGACUCCACAUCACUAUCUCAGCAUCAGCAUUGAUAAUUACUACUGUGAGCCAUCUGCUUCCUGUGCCAAGGGCAUCAUUCUGAAGUACCAAAACAACACAGUCACAAUUCAAGUGCUUCAAGAUCCUGAUGAAAUGCCCAUGUUAGAAACUACUCUGAAUCAAGUAACAAUAACACCACCGUAUGAAGCAGAUGGACUCAGGUUUGAGAGCAGUGAUGCAAAAGUCUACAUUCACAUUGAAGAGAUCCGCUCAUACAUGUUUCUCAGUGUAUGGAACACACUGCAGAUCAAUCUAGCAAUGGAGCACUUCGUCAAUAACACACAGGGACAAUGUGGUGUUUGUGGAGGUGCCUCAUGUAUACGCAGGGAUGGUUCAGUUGAGCGUGAUGACUGCUGUGAUAAGACUGCAUAUGAAUGGAUAGAGGAUGAUCCACUGAAACCAUACUGUCAACAAGCCCCCCGGCAUGUCCCUUGUUUCACACAAACAGAUAUUUCAACAACAACAGUACCACCGUGCACGGCUCCUCUCUGUGAACUCCUUAGACAUGAAGUGUUCAGCAAAUGCAGUGGGGACAUUGAUGUGGAGAGACUGGUGAGUAACUGCAAGUUUGACUACUGUGUGGCCCACAACCGUGCCACUGUGUGCUCCCCACUAGAGCAUCUAGCUAACCACUGCAUGAAGAUGGGCUUCUGUGUGGCCUGGAGAAACCUCAUCAAUGGAACUUGUGACAUUACUUGUCCUGAAGGAAUGAUUUUUGAUGAGUGCCGGAGCACCCCAACUGAUUUCUGCCAUGGCGGUGAGCGUGUUUCGGGGACAGAGAGGUCUGGUUGCUUCUGCCCAGACAAUCAGCUAUUUGCUGAGACACACAAGAAGAUCUGUGUAUCUGAAUGCACCAACUGUAAAGGUCCACUGGGAGAACCCAUGCCGGUUGGGGCGGUAUGGGAGUCAAAUUGCCACAUGUGCACAUGCAAUAAUCAGACUCGGACAGAAGAAUGCUGGCCAAAACCUUCUGCUCCAACUCCCAUAUGCGGUCCUGGUUCUGCUCUCAUCUCUGACUGCUGCAACAACCAGAUAUGUGUUGAGAAGACUUGCGAAUAUGGUGGAACAAUAUAUAAGGUGGGUGAAACAUGGAAGGACCCCCGGAGCCCCUGUGAAACAUUUCAUUGUAGAACAGAAGGCACUGAAAUAGAGAAGACUGUGUGUCCACAGCAGACCUCUCCUGAGGAACAUUGGGAUGAACAUCAUUGCUGCUAUUCAUGUAACACAACGUGUGGAGUCAGACUAUCCAAAAUGACUGUUGAGAACUGCACUGAGGUGAUGCUACCCACCUGUGAAGGCAACUGUGCUUCAGGCUCCUUCUGGGUGAUUUCUGGAGAAGAUCUGCAGUUAGAGCAUAAUCAGUUCAGCUGCCGCGAGAGUAACUACGAGAUGAGACAGAUCUCUCUGGACUGCAGUGGAGCUACAGUUGCACAAUACACCUACAAACACAUCACCAGCUGUGAGUGCCAGCGUGAAGUCUGAAGGUUUUUGCAAUGUCACUGUAAUGCUCAGAGAAUUGAGGCUGAGGUUUUACAUCUACAAUCCAUACAUAUAUCUUGAUUUGCACGAUUUGUUGUCUUUAUACAUGAUCAGUGAUUGAGCUGGGAGUUUUAAUUAAAUUAUCUGUCUUUUUUGUGCAUGUAAUAUCUGGUGUUUUCUGCUUUCAGUGCCAAAAUCCAAUAUGAAUUCUCUGUCAGACAUUUGUUUUCUUUAAAUUUUAAUCAUGUGAUUAAAAUAAAAAAUCUAACAAUCUCAGGUUUAAAAGUUAAUCUAAUAUAGCUAAAGUUGAGAUUGCUGCUUGAAUUCUUUUAUGCUAUAUCAUAUCAUAUCAAUGCUAUAUCAUGUUCUUGAAUAUUUCCUUUUUAUUUUUAAAGCACUUUAUAAUAAUGGUUGUAAAUGAUUGUAUAAUGCCUCUCAAUGAUGGAUUCAUAUGUAAUCAAUAAAUAAAGAUAUGCAAAGUAGUGUUUAACAUGUAUUUAUUUCAUUGUCUGCUUUUUUUUGGUAACAAACUUAAAACACCAUUGCUGUUCUGAGAAAAAUGUCCACCUUGAAGUUUUAUUAUAGACAGCACUUAUAGUAUGUUUCACAAUGUCUCUUAGACAUGGAGCGAUUACACUGGUUGGAAUUGGCAGAGGGAGAACUUUGUACUGGCUAGAUCAAAUACGCUAUUAUAAAAGAAUAUUGAAAAAGCAGCAGUUAACUCCCAGAGACCCCUGCUCAGGACAAUCUGUUUGCUGGAGACAGGAUAAUCUUCCACAAG
Messenger RNA from Ictalurus furcatus (blue catfish), 2740 nucleotides. RefSeq names its product mucin 5e (gene muc5e). Gene Ontology annotation, cellular component: extracellular matrix. The transcript has 15 exons. Gene Ontology annotation, molecular function: protein binding. The coding region runs from base 1 to 1962 and encodes 653 amino acids. Lineage: Eukaryota; Metazoa; Chordata; Actinopteri; Siluriformes; Ictaluridae. The record is from RefSeq and is a predicted model, not a curated record.